GUGAUAUGUCACAGCAGAAAACUGUGAAGUUGGUUGUUGUCAUUCGGUUAUGCUGCUUAUAGCUAUUGCUGAUUGUGAUCAUCUUUGGUAGCCAGUACUAUCACAUGAGCUCCUACCAGCGAUUAUGAGCUACCAGUUGCCUCUAUUAGUUGCAGUCAUACAUUGUUGAAACCUCCUACUUUUGCUGUCACAGUGCUGGUGUGUGUCAUUCUUGAGAAUACAGUAUUGCGAGGAAUAAGCCCUCUGGGGGCCCUUACAGACAUGCAAGUGUUCUGGGCUGUGGCACCCCCAGCAGGCAUUGUGCCCCGCCGUAAGUGAAGGUGGGCCUGAAUAUCCACGUGAGGCCUCCUUACGACAUUUUUCCAUAUGUGGGGUAUCAGACAGUUGCAGCACGCCAGUUGGUUACAAAGCAACAUGAGCCUUUGUUGGCUCCCUCCAGAAGCAACAGCUACGCUGCACGGUUGAGCCCAGACUAGAGAACAGAAGGGCAGACAAGGCUGCAUUAGAAGGGUUAGAUGAAUCGACUCUUGGCGACACGAGCAUGUAUGCGUACAUGGACAGCAAACUGGAUGACAUCCAGGAUACCCUUGACCAGAUACUGAAUGUCGUGCAGGGAAGAGGAGGACCACAUCCCUCCAUACCUGGCGGUCCCGGUGUCCGGCCUCAGGCAACAUCUCGAUCGCCAGUCCCUUCACCGGCGGUGACGGGCCCCUUUGUUCCUCUAUAUGGUGUCCGACCAGGUGGUACGUCAGCAGCAGCAGCACAGACCGUUGCUUCUUCAUCCUCAGAUCCAACUGCUGCAGCUGCAGGGCAGCAGCCGGUCCAGCAACUGGCUCAGCAAGCCGGACAGUCUGGACCACAACAACCUUGGUACCCGAAGACCCCAAUGAAACCCCCGACUGUCUUCACAGGAGACAAGAAGGAUGAGGCCCUCAACACUUGGUUGAGGACGGUUCCUUUGUGGGUGAGGGCCAAGUGUGCUCUGCGAGAGGGAAGAGAAGCGGCGGACAAGUCCAACAGUGGGGAUCAGGAAACAGUUGAUGCAACCAACGGAAGGGAAGAGGAUGAGCAAAAGGAGGAGGAGAAGAGACAGGCGGCGAUUCUGGAAGCGCAGAUCAAUGUCCUCAAGGAUCAGAACAGGGAGCUGGAGAUGGACACUAUAAACCUGCAGAAGAUUGCUUCCUCGUCGCACACGGACAUAAACGCUGCGGCAAAGCUCUACGCGAGACACAACCCGGGCAAGAGAGUCAUCCUUCCCUAUCGCUGGAACAGUGGUAAUUCUGAUUGGGAAGUGGCCAUUCAAAAGUCGCUUGCAUUACUUACAGUAAAGGAAACCCACUGUUCUCAUGAGGUACUCAAGGAGUUGAUCUCUGAGGACCUGCCCAUGAAGGCACAUAUAUUGGGGGACCUCACACAUGACCGGGAGGAAUGGGACGACAAGGCUGGAAGUGGGUCAAUGGUUGACUACAUGCCUAUUAUAAUCAGAUUACAGGAGAAGGAUAGGCUGGCGGAGGAUUUGGUCUGGAUGCCGUGGCAGGUGGUGGACCGUACGGCCUAUAGGGUGGAUCGGAGGCAGCUGAGUGGGUUGCGAGGGGGGCGGCAAUAAGACAAUCUGGAAGUCAAAUCCCGAAGUGUAUCUGCGACAUCGAGGGGUGGGCAAGUGGAUAAGGUUCUUCUUAGACAGGAGUGGAAAGGUGACAGGAUGGUUCCCAGGCAGGAGUCGAAAGGUGACAUGGCAGUCGAUCAGCAAGCAACAGCUGACAAGGGAGUUGAUCUGCAAGCAACCUUUGACAAGGUUCCCGACAAGCAGCAGAAGAGCAUGUUAAAGAGGAAGCUGCAAGAUCUGGCGAGGAAGGUAGAAGAGAUGGAGAGGCAAGUUGUGGAGGUGAUGCGGAUAAGGGCAUUUGUGAAGAACUGUAUUGUCAAUAGGGCUGAAACAUCUGUGUUGCUGCCAGGCAUAAAGGGAGAUAUUGCAAAUGUCAUACUGAAUGGAUGCCCGGGUCGUAAGGAGAAAAAGAACUCAGUGCCGAGAAAGACAGGUCAACAAAAGACUCAAAACCCAGUAAAGUUGGCAAAGGUUAAUAAGGAAAAACGGGAAGCGGCAAGGGAAAAGAGAAUGGCGGAGCUGAUGCAGCGGUGUGGAAACAUAUUGCGAAAGCUUAUGCAUCAUAAGUGGGCAUGGCCUUUCCUGAAGCCAGUGGACGUUGAAGAACUUGGCCUUCAUGAUUACUUUGACGUAAUCAAGCGACCAAUUGACCUAGGAACUAUCCGGGACCACAUGGAUGCCAGAGAUGAUAACCGGUAUAAACAUCCUCAACAGAUUUGUGAUGAUAUACGUCUCGUUUUCGCAAACGCAAUGACCUACAAUCAAGAGGGCACCGACGUGUAUAUUAUGGCAAGAACCCUGUCUGAGCAGUUUGAAGAGAAGUGGAGAACAUCAAUGGAGCCAAAGCUGAAUGAGGAGGCAAGGAAAGUGAAAAAUGAGGAGGCAUUGCAGAAAUUGCGCGAGAUCACAGUAAUGAAUGCGGUUGAAGAAGCUGCUGCUGAUAAGUUUGCUGACGAAGUUGGACGAGAGUUGGAGGUGAUAGACAAGGAACUCGAGGAGCUGUCGGAACUGGCAUCGAGUAACUGCAGGGAAAUGACGGUCAAGCAGAAGCGGCAGCUUGGACAUAACCUGGGGAAGUUGCCUCCAGAGAGGCUAAGUGACGUCAUCCAAAUCAUUGCUCAGAGUAAUCCCCAUUUCAACAUAAAGGGAGAUGAGGUGCAAAUUGACAUCGAUGCGCAGAACCCAGGAACGUUGUGGAGGCUCCACAGAUUUGUCGAGAGGUGUUUAAGACCAUCUCAAGUGGCAGGAGCUGCUGCAGGACGAAUACGCCGUAGUCGCCGACGUCGUAUAUCAAGGAUUGGCUAUGGAGGUCUGGAAACCUUGGAGAAAGGGUGGACUCUAUCGUCGCACGGACGAGGUAUGAGCCAUAGACAGAAGAGGCGGAAAAUCUGUCUGUGGCAGCUCCUCCAGGAAAGUAAUCUGUGACGACUGUGCAUAUCAUCAAAAGCAACG
Chara braunii is the source of this 3058-nucleotide messenger RNA. The record is from the annotation of a GenBank genome assembly. NCBI's taxonomy places the organism in Eukaryota, Viridiplantae, Streptophyta, Charophyceae, Charales, Characeae.